AUGAUACGACCACUUUUCAGGAAAUAUGCUUGUCGAUUGAUACAUACAAGCAGACCUCUUUUUAAAUACAAUGCGUUGCAGCCACAGCAGCAGUUUCCCCACGAAGAUUUUGUCAACAAACUGCCAGAACAGCUUAUAUCACAAGGAAAUGGAUUGAAACCAACAACUGCGGCCAACCAGUUGGAUACGCUGUAUCUUCACAACAAAUUAGUACAUAAUGGGUUCACUUCGGAACAAGGAAAUGUCAUAAUAGAGUUGUUAUUGGAAUAUCUUGAUUACGAGUUCUUUGCGACGUAUAACGACAAGUUCUUGCGUAAGAUGGAGCUAGAGAACCAGUCGCAUCUCUUUAACGCAGCUGAAACGGAGCUACGAUACGCCAUUCAAAAUUCAAGAGAAAACUCGCUAAAUGAACGUACUUUAGAACUGAUGCAGUUGGAUAGGGACUUGAGCUCUUUUAACGACCAGUUGAACGAGCUUAUCAUCAAUUUGCUUACUAAGGACUCGAAGGUAGAGUUCAAUGAUCACAAGAUUGAGAAUACGUUACUACAUAGGGAACUUAACUUAAGGCUAAAGGAUUGCAAUAACAAGAUUGGGACCAAAAUCAACGGUCAUAUUAAAUCGGAGAUUGAAAACUUGCGGUGGCAGACAACUAGAUCAGGAUUGUUUGCCAUUCUAAUACUCGUGUUCUUCAUUAUGAGCGGUGUCUCUAUUUCGAAGAGAAUAUCAGCAGAAAACGAGAAACCGGUUGAAGUCGUCUUGCACACUGUGGACUCGGAGGAAACGGACCUUCAACCUCUUCUCUCUGACAAGGAAGAAGAUGAAAUAUCCCAAGAGUGA
This is a messenger RNA of Kluyveromyces marxianus DMKU3-1042, 837 nucleotides long. RefSeq names its product DUF1640 domain-containing protein (gene PUT7). Lineage: Eukaryota; Fungi; Ascomycota; Saccharomycetes; Saccharomycetales; Saccharomycetaceae. The record is from RefSeq and is a predicted model, not a curated record. Gene Ontology annotation, cellular component: mitochondrion. The transcript has a single exon. Bases 1 to 837 code for a protein of 278 amino acids.